AAAGAGUUGCGACAUUACGAGAAUUAAGACUGAGAUUUACGUGGCCCAUCUCCAUCUCCGGAGAGGUGGGCAGGGGCAAAGUGCACGCCGUGGGGAAUGGAGCAGAUCUCGAAGCUAGUGGGGUCACCAUGUACCCACGCACCCGCACUCACAUUCUUGAGGAAACCCUCCCUGUCCCUGGCUCGAGCGCGUUAUUACGCGACCCGGGGCCAACAAACCCGCGCACUGCCCUUCAACCCAGCGCCAGAUGUUGAGUUUGUGUCUGCCUACACAUUUCACGCACUUGAUAGGAACCUGCAAGUCUCUACAAGUGGAUUUGUGCACACCACCAUGCCUACGCGUCGGCGACAACAUCAUGAUGUGCAGCCCGUGCCGGAGGGGCCUCGGCCUGGUCUGCAUGAGCAGCCCAGCACCCAAUUUUCGAAAUCUCGCGCCCGUCCCGGCUCUGUCCUCACCAACGCGCAGCUUGUCGACAUCUUCGCCGAGAAGCUCAGCCUGACGCCAGCCCGGAAGAAAUCCUUGAUCGGGAACCUUUGUUUUUGGGACUCCAUGAGUGUAGAUGGUAUUGGUGGGAUGUGGUCUCUUAAGGACGACUACGUGAGUGGCGGCCGUUUGGGACGCAACCAUACCCUGCCCGAUGUACCGAACCACUACAUCCGGGACUGGAUGUUGGAGCAGAUCGACCUGGGCGAGAACGAAGUAGAGCCCCUCAGCCAAGAUGACAGGGAGCUUGCUCGGAGGGCCCUCCUCCCAGACCUGACCGCUGAUCAGGUCAAAGAGUACAGCAACAUACUUGCCAAGCGCAGAGAGGAUAAGUUGCGCGCUGAAAGGGCCGCAAACGGCAUCCCCGAGGCCGACGCAACGCCAGAAGAGAUCCGAAAAUGUGCGCUCAAGCGAGCCAUGAUUCGCUACGACCUUGAGAGCGAGAAGCAGGCCGAGGCUGCCAUAAAGCUGGAAGAUGCACUGGAAGCAGUCGACACCACCGUUGAUAUGACGCCCCGAGUGAGGCCUGGGGUUGUCCGCAACUACGACAAGUAUAAGCCCAUCAGGCGUUCUGUCCUGUACCCUCACCUCCCAAGUUACGCGACCCCUCCGUGUGAGAUCGGGUUGUCGCUGCCUGUGCAGAUAGACCGGGACUGUGAUCAGAUUCGUUUAAUGAUCCGCCGCUUCUGCCAUUUCGACGAAGACUGGCCUCGACUUUGCUACCAGUACAGUCAUCAUGACGAUUUCGGGCUUGAAGUCUUGCCAUCAAUUUUGGGGGUCUCACGCCAAACCCUGGCCGCCUUUGUGAGGCAGAAGGGCCAAGAUAAAGGGGAGCAGUCCAAGGCGUACCAGUUGGCGUGGGAGUUCUUCAAGCGGAGAGAACUACUGGGUUAUCCUUUGGUGAAAGACGAGGAAUUAUUAGCAAUUCGUGCUGGUAGGAAGGACGCACGCGCAGACACCAGUAACAGCGGGGAUGACGAGGUCGUCGAAGAAACGGAGACCGUUCGAGCCAAUAGCUCCGACCGGCGUUCGUCCAAACGCAAAAUCAAUGACGAGCAAGAACGCAGCGAUGGUGGGAGAAAGAAGACCAAGACCACAGCAACUCCGAGCAGGAGGAGUGCAAGGCUUAGGCGCUAGAUGACGAUCCGUGAUGCGUCACCUGAACGCGCGCCUUUGCAGCGUUAUGCUUGAUCACGCAGUCUUCGGUGUCUAGCAGAGGCUUGGAUCUUACUAUGGGAACAGCACACGAUGUGAGCCAAUCCACUCAUUCAUUCAAUAGCUAGGUAGUCAAGUG
Messenger RNA from Diaporthe batatas, 1777 nucleotides. RefSeq lists its product as uncharacterized. The coding region runs from base 97 to 1620 and encodes 507 amino acids. Lineage: Eukaryota; Fungi; Ascomycota; Sordariomycetes; Diaporthales; Diaporthaceae. The transcript is spliced from 3 exons. The record is from RefSeq and is a predicted model, not a curated record.